This is a messenger RNA of Fragaria vesca subsp. vesca, 495 nucleotides long. Its product is annotated as F-box protein At1g70590-like. The transcript has a single exon. The record is from RefSeq and is a predicted model, not a curated record. Lineage: Eukaryota; Viridiplantae; Streptophyta; Magnoliopsida; Rosales; Rosaceae. The coding region runs from base 1 to 495 and encodes 164 amino acids.
AUGGAGAUCACGAAGGCCAUGAGUUUGGGAAAGCAGUUCAAGCACGGCCUUGGUGGCUUUCUACGUAGUUUAGACAAUGCUCUCACGAUGUUCUUGGUGGCUGCGGAGCUCGGAGCACCAGAGGGUAGGGUGGAUGCCAGAAAGAUAUAUUGGGAGAGAGGCGAAGCUGACAAGGCAUUAGGUUGGUAUCGGAGAGCUGCGGAGCUCGGAAACCGGAAUGCGCAGUGCAAUUUGGGAAUAGCAUGUAUGGAAGUUCAACCACCAAUUUUAGAGGAAGCUGUGAAGUGGUUAUCUUUGCCUUGUUUACAAGACAAUGCCCGAGCUCAAUACCAACUUGGAGUUUGUCUGCGUCACAUUGGCGAUGUUGAAAACGCGGGGAGGCGGUGGCUGAGAGCUGCAGAAGGUGGUUAUGUACGUGCUAUGUAUAAUGUGUCCCGUGCUACGAGCAUGGGGAAGGGUUGGUUCAGUGUGAUAGCCGAGCAAGAAAGUGGAUGA